This is a messenger RNA of Parascedosporium putredinis, 1491 nucleotides long. NCBI's taxonomy places the organism in Eukaryota, Fungi, Ascomycota, Sordariomycetes, Microascales, Microascaceae. The record is from the annotation of a GenBank genome assembly.
AUGGAUGACGCCACGAGGCUGAUCUCCGAACUUCAAGCACAGUUGGCAGAGCUGGACCACAAAGUGACUACUUACCGCCAGGACCUCGCCGACGGAUUCUUGCGACAUUCGCGCCAGCUUCUCUCCGAUCUCGAUCCCAGCCUGUCUGCUCGCGUCCAGGACGCCCUCGCCCACUGCCUUGGCUCAUACCCGGCCAUCAGCCCUGCACUAAUAACCGGAUCCGCCGCAGACCUAGAGGCGCCCAUUUUCGGCACGGCGGCACUGGUUACUGGCUCGCCAGCGCUGACAUUUCAGGCCCCAGGCCCCCUAGGUGCCUUAGCCAACCCCGACAUCCACUUGAACACCUUUGACUCCACCAACUCCAUUGCUACGACGGCCAGCGCCGCCGCUGCUCCUGUUGCUGCCGCAUCCCCUUCUGCCGAUCACGAGGGCUCGCCUCCCACCUCCCGGUUCCCUCGCUCCUCGACGCCACCCUCUCUUCCACCCUCAUCGACAGCCCUUCCUCCACCCUCUCAGUCUGUCGGCGCCACUGAUUCCAUGUCCGAUUCGCCAGACGACCGAGAAGCCGAGCUUCGCGGGGUUUUCACCCCUACUUACCUCCCCUUGUCGACGAAUCACAAACCUUCCGACAAUGGACGUCGCCGCAGCAGCUUCCGCCGGUGCCGCGGCCACCACAGCCUCCUCGACCUCGCCAACUUCUCCCCAACUCUCCUCGCCUCUCUCCCCACGUCUGCAGCUAUUGAUGCAGAGAUCCUCAGCGCUGCGUCGAGCUCGCCAGCCUCGAUUCACUUGCCCACGAGACCUUCCACCACCCGCCGUGCCACGGACGACGUGUCGACCUCUUCGGUUCUCUCGGAUAAGAGCGACUCCAAAUCUCGGCGGAGCGCCCUGCGCCGCUCUUCCAGCUCGUCAAAGCCCCAGAGCCCCGGCGGUCUCCAGGAUGUCAGGCAGCAGCCCGGCACGAGUAAUUUAUACACGAUCCCCGUGCUAAGGGAGGACCCCGAUCACUCGACGGCGACAUUGAGUGCGGCCGUGAUUCUCGGCCUGUCGGAUCUGGAAGAGAACGAAGGGCCCCGGCCUAAAAGCACCGUCUGGAUACCCGUUACGCAGGACCCCGACCCGGAAGCGGACGAGGGCGACGUAAUAAUACCGCCAGUAGCGCUAACCAAGGCCAAGAAUUCCCUCACCUCGUUGAGGGACGCUGAGAGGGCAAAGCGAGGGCCUGAUCGCGUGCGCAUGUUGUUGGGGGCACCGGCGCAGCAAUUAGAUCGGCAGGAAGAAGUGGACGAGGAAGAACAGGACGGGCAGGAGGAUGACGCCGACGACGACAGCUCCUCGGACGACGACUUUUUGUCCAUGGGAAGGUCGAGGGCGCCCCGGCCAAGAGACCCCGCCGGCCCCGCGGUCCAAGACUCACCCAGCACCCUCGUCGGGAUCCGGUACUGGCGGGAAUACUUUGGCGGGGGCGGAAUCGUCGAAGCCGAAGCCUAG